This is a messenger RNA of Macadamia integrifolia, 1188 nucleotides long. Its product is annotated as pathogen-related protein-like. The transcript is spliced from 4 exons. Lineage: Eukaryota; Viridiplantae; Streptophyta; Magnoliopsida; Proteales; Proteaceae. The record is from RefSeq and is a predicted model, not a curated record. Bases 22 to 780 code for a protein of 252 amino acids.
UUGUGAGAUUUUAAUUGAAAGAUGGCAGGAAACAAGUAUAGGUCCCAUAUUUAUGGGGAAGGAGAGAAAAACACUGUAUGGAGAUAUGGUGCUCCUCCUAAUUAUGAUAGGGUCAACAAGCUCUUUGAAGAAGACCGAACUCAGGAAACUAUCCUAUUUCUAAUUUCCAUUUUUUCACUCUCUUCAUUUCCUUCUCAAUUGAUUUUGGGUUAUGAAUGGCCCAGUGGUUCCUUGGAAGAGACACUGCAAAACCUUGUCAAGACUUUUGAAAUGGAGCUCUUCCAUAAACCUCGCCUGGAAGAUUACAAAACAAUAAAUCUUGAUAGGUUUACACUCAGCAUCAAUGGAGGGAGACCUAUGAAAAUGGAGGAGAUUGUAAAGGUUGGAGGCUACAAUGCUUUCUUGCAAACCACCUUACCUCAUCGUUUGCAAGCCCAUGAUCCAUCUGCUAUGACAUCUGAGUCAUCCCAUGAGGUAUUCAGCACCACAUUCCCUCGUGGUUUCGCCUUGGAAGUCCUUCAAGUUUAUUCUGGUCCUCCGGUGGUUGCCUACAAGUUUAGACACUGGGGUUACAUGGAGGGUCCCUUCAAAGGCCACCCUCCCACCGGCGAAAAAGUCGAAUUGAUUGGAAUAAGCGUCGUUGAGGUUGACGAGUCGUUGCGAUUUAACAAGUUGGAGUUCAUCUAUGAUGCUGGAGAAUUGCUUGCUGGCCUUCUCAAAAAUCCAAUUUCAGAUGAGACCCCAUCUGAAUCAUCUAUUGGUUGCCCUUUCAUGAAAUAAAAUUAGGUGUUGACCUAUGCAACAUCGUCCACACCAUGAAGAAUUAAUAAAUUAUGAAUAUUGGGUAAGGAAUAAGAGGUGCUGAGGUCUCAUUGUUUGGCCUUAGUUUGGUUUGUUCAGUUCAGUGGUUGGAACCUCUCAGUUGGCUAGCUCCUCUUGGAGUAGGUGCUCGUGCCUGAAUGACCUGGGUUGUCUCUGUUCUUUGGUUUCUCUUGGGAUUUCUCUGGUUUCCCCUUUCAGCUUGAGUCAUUAGGAGGUGGUUUUAGUAGAGAGAGAACCUCUCUCUUUUCUUUUCGUAUUCUUCGUUCUAUGUUUUUUAGGGCAAACAAUCUGAGUUUCGUUGAAUAUAUUUUAUUCACCUAAAAAAAACAAAUUGUUGUCGGUAAAUUAUGAAUAUAUCAUUGGGAU